Mollisia scopiformis is the source of this 618-nucleotide messenger RNA. RefSeq lists its product as uncharacterized. The record is from RefSeq and is a predicted model, not a curated record. NCBI's taxonomy places the organism in Eukaryota, Fungi, Ascomycota, Leotiomycetes, Helotiales, Mollisiaceae. The transcript has a single exon. Bases 1 to 618 code for a protein of 205 amino acids.
AUGCAGCAAAAAGAAGGAGCGGAGGAAAAGGAGAGAUCUGGAGGCACGAAGGACGAGAGCCAUUGGGGAGAACAAAGCGCCUCUCAGCGGCUAGCAAUAAAGGCUCCAAGCGAUAGCAGCAAUCUUCCAAAUCCCUAUUCUACGAAGUGGUAUAUCGACGAGAUCAUUGCUGCGAUUCGACCAAAGAGAGCCGAGGAGAGUUUUCGUUCCAUUCAGCGUCUUGAGACCUAUGUCGAUGCAGCUGAACAGCACGAGGAGCUUGCUACUGCCUUCUUCAAUGAAGCUGAGCGCCGACGCAUUCAGUAUUGCAAGUCAAUUCAGGCAAUUAUACAGUGCUUAUGCCAACAUGCCCACGUUCUUCGUCGCUCAAAAAGAGAGUUCUUUGGACCAUUUCGACUCCCACAAACAACCACCUCAAACUCGGACAAGACCACCGAUUCAGCAAGGGCCACCAAGCCCGCAACUAAGUUGGAGGAAUCUAAGCUUGAAUCAUACAUGGCUGGCGAAAAGGCGUUAUUGGAGCGAAUUUCCGAGGCUUUGCGCAAGUUAUAUACAGCUGCAACUGAACUUUUCAAUCUCCCCUCUGCCGGCGUGCCAAGGGAUCCUGAUGCUCCCUGA